GCCGCUUUUCCUUGUGCGGCAGGAUCAGCUGAGCGCGGCGAUCACGUGGGCGGCGUGUCGAAGGUCACAGCGCGGCUCACAAUGGAGCUGUCGGAGUCUGUGCAGAGCGGCUUGCAGAUCCUCGCCGAUCGUGGCCGCUUCUCCCCAAGAGCUUAUGCGGUUCUGGUGGAGACUGCUUUCCGGAGCUUGCUCAGCGGGCAGGCCGACCAGGCCGCCUUAGAUCACCCAGACUUGGAACAAAUUGAUCCAGCAGUAUUAAAAUAUUGCCAUGCAGCAGCUGCAACUUGUAUAGCAGAAGCUGGAAAGCAGGGAGCUGACAAAUCUGCCAUAAGCACCUUUCUAGAGGACUGUAAGUUUGACAGAGAAAGAAUUGAACAAUUUUGCACUGAAUACCAGAAAAAUAAAGAUAACUUGGAAAUAUUAUUGGGAAGUACAGGCAGAUGUCCACAACAUAUAAAUGAUGUUUGUUGGCGUUUGGAAUAUCAGAUCAAGACAAAUCAACUUCAUAAAAACUAUUGCCCUACCUAUCUGGUGACCUUAAAUGUAGAGAACAAUGACUCAAGAUCUCACCCAGACAUUGAUUUUAGUUGUUCUAUGGAGCAGUUACAGGAUUUAGUUGGAAAACUAAAAGAUGCAGCUAAAAGCCUAGAGAGAACAACUCAGCAGUGACUGCAGAUUUUGACAGUGAACUGGAUCCAAGAAGAAGAUAAAUUGUUGGUUUAUAAAUUUAUUUCCUUUGUUCAUACCUUUUUAUGAAACUUUGAUGCACUUAUGCUGGAAAGGAAUUCAUACUUUGUACACAAUAUUGCAAGAUUUGUGUGUAGCCAAGACUGCUGCAUUUGAUGUCAUGUCUUACAGAAAUAUUUAAUUGUUUGACAGUUGUCUCAGUUUCUCUUUCUAAACAAGACUUUGAUUUUUGCAUUUCCAUUUUUACCCUCUAAUAAAAAGAGAGAGUUAAUCU
This is a messenger RNA of Pogona vitticeps (central bearded dragon), 961 nucleotides long. It is a transcript of the gene COMMD3, whose product is annotated as COMM domain containing 3. Gene Ontology annotation, biological process: sodium ion transport. Lineage: Eukaryota; Metazoa; Chordata; Lepidosauria; Squamata; Agamidae. The record is from RefSeq and is a predicted model, not a curated record.